This is a messenger RNA of Mya arenaria, 355 nucleotides long. RefSeq lists its product as uncharacterized. The record is from RefSeq and is a predicted model, not a curated record. NCBI's taxonomy places the organism in Eukaryota, Metazoa, Mollusca, Bivalvia, Myida, Myidae. The coding region runs from base 6 to 317 and encodes 103 amino acids. The transcript is spliced from 3 exons.
CAUUUAUGGGCCAGACAGAUGCGAUCAGUUGUUACGUGUGCUUGGCUACUGAUGGCUGCAAUGACCAGUUUAACGCGUUUAAUUCAGCUGUCACUUCUGCAACAGGUUGCCUAUCAUGCUCCAAGGUCAAGAUCGGCGACGCUGUUCCUCGAGGUUGCGAGUCUACUUCCUCCGUGGAACUUUGCGUAGAGGUCGAAUCUUUAUCGGCCCACUCCUGUUACUGCAACACAGACUUCUGCAAUAGCGCAAGUCACGUGACUGUUUCCAUGGUUACCGCUCUUCUCCUCGCCUUGGUUGCUAUGGUGUUCAGAUUUUGAAGAUACAUGGAUAUUGCAUGACUUUAAAAUUAAACAUC